AAUGGUAGAAGAGUUAAAACAAAAAGAACCUAGAAAUAAGACGCUGGUAGAGUGGGAUGGGACGAAGGCUCUUACAGUAACUGAUGUAGAAAAAUUCUUUACUAGUGUCCCGGAUGCAGACAUCAGUGAAAAGAGCUUACACGGAAAGCAGAUUUAUAAAAGAAAGAAUGACGAUGAAUUAGAUGAUGUUAAUCCAAGCAAGAAACCUAAAGUAGAAAAUCUACAACAAAUCAGCUAA
This is a messenger RNA of Dimorphilus gyrociliatus, 238 nucleotides long. The record is from the annotation of a GenBank genome assembly. Lineage: Eukaryota; Metazoa; Annelida; Polychaeta; Dinophilidae.